Messenger RNA from Brenthis ino (lesser marbled fritillary), 672 nucleotides. The record is from the annotation of a GenBank genome assembly. Lineage: Eukaryota; Metazoa; Arthropoda; Insecta; Lepidoptera; Nymphalidae.
AUGUGUUACGAGUGCAACAAACGUUUCGAUAGGAAAGACGACUGCAAGAGGCAUUUAAUAGAACAUCUACUGAGAGAUGCUUUCACUGAGAAAUUUAAAUAUGGCUCAUUGAAAUGUCAGAUCUGCGGGCAGGAGUUCAAUUCAGGUGAACGAUAUAAACACCAUCUGCGCGACCACGCCUCGCUGCCCGUCUACAAGUGCGAGCUGUGCAACAAAUCCUUCAGUGACUCGAGCAAUUUCUCUAAACACAAGAAAGUGCACAACCUCUCUGUACUCGUAUGCAAUUUAUGUAAGAAGAAGUUUCAGAAGAAACAGUGUCUCACCAAACACAUGGAGAUGCACGAAAUAACAAAACCGAUCGUGUGUAAUGAUUGUAACAAAAUAUUCUACUCGCAGUCGUCUUAUACCAAGCAUUUGAAAAUGAAACGCCCACGUUUUAAAUGUCACGUGUGUGGGAUCUUCUAUAAUAAUUUGAAAGCGAAGUGGGACCAUAUGUGGGAGAUACAUAAAGAAAGGAAACACGUAGCAGAUUGUCCGUUUUGUAAACAAUCAUACAGAAAGUUUUCAGAUGUAAAGAAACACAUCAAAAAAGAUCAUAAUGAUACUUAUCAUGUGUAUUAUAAUAAAUAUGGUAAGUGUAAAGUGAAAAGCGAAGAUGAAAAUUGUACCGAA